UGCACACGUUAAACCGGUUCAGUGUCAGUGCGUGAACCGUGCAAACACUCUCGUCGGGAUUUCCGUUUUGCAGGAUUUUUGGGGGAAUCACGCGCGUGCAGCCGCUUCGCUUUGCGGCUCCGCCCGGUGUGCGGUGCGGUGCGGUGCGGGCUCAUAUCUGAGAGUUUUAUUGGAUUGAGCGACUGGCAGCGGCGGGAGAGGACUGGUGUUGCCCCUCGCAGGACAAAGAAACGGGGGGAAAUUAAGGAAGACAUACAAGAGUGGUGAAGACAGGAGUGAAAAUGGAUAACUGUCUCCUCACACUCGCCUUUGGUUUUUUAAUGAUCGGUGGGUGCUUGGCCCGGGUGGUGACGGUGUCUCCUGGUCCAUUGAUCCGUGUGGAGGGGGAGCCGGUCUCCAUCAGAUGUGACGUCAAUGAUUACAGUGGACCUCGUGAGCAGGAUUUCGAGUGGUCGAUGUCCAGGGAGUCCAGCGGGCCGAAGACAAAGAUAAUCUCCACCUUUGAUGCAGGCUACUCCCACCCGUCGCUCAGCAAACGCGUCGCUUCUGGUGACAUCUCGGUGAUGCGUCUGCAGGACAACGAGGCAGAGCUGAAGAUAGCGGAGGUGAAGGUGAUGGAUGCCGGCCUCUACUGGUGUCAAACGCCGAGCACCGACUCUGUCAUCAGCGGCAACUACGAGGCUCAGGUCCAACUCACUGUCAUCCCAAACACCCUCAGGGUCUCCCCUGUGACCCCGCCCCCAGCCAUCCCAGAAGGAAGUGACCUCACGCUUUCCUGCAACGUCACCCGGCAGCUCACCCACCCCACCUACCUGUCCGUCACCUGGUCGGUGAAGAGGGGAGCAACAUCGGAGGAGAUUUUGACAUUUGGCCCUCAGGGAGACGUGAUUACAGGGGCAAAGUUUUCCAGGCGCUAUGCUGACGGAGGUAUCCGAUUGGUUCCCGGGAGGAAUGGGGUGUUUGAAUUGGUGAUUUCCAAAGUGACGACAUCUGACGAAGGGAUUUAUGAAUGCAAUGGAACUGAGUGGACGCAUGAAAAUGGAGGAAAAUGGAUAAAAAUUGUAGAGAGCACAAAGGAGAUGGGAACUGUUGCUGUUACUCCUACAGGUCAGUCCCUCAGUGUGAAGGCUUCCUCCUCCUCCCCUCCCUCCUCUGCAUCUCUGCUCCUCUCCCCCGGUGAGACGCUGACCCUCCUCUGCUCCGUUGCCGCCGACAACCUGCCCGCCCUCGCCCUGGAAGUAACCUGGCUGGCCGAUGGCCGUGAUAUCGUCACCAUGGAGCGUGGCGGGGUGGUGAUCUCGAACACGUCCUCGAGCGGUGCGCAGGGGAAACGAGGGGAGGCGAGCCUGGAGCGGACAGGAUCUGGAGAGUACAGGCUGGCGGUGAGGGGGGUGAGCGGGGAGGACGGAGGGGCGUACGCCUGCCGCAUCCGAGCCUUCAUCGAGAAGGGAGGAAGGAGCUCGGGAGGAGGAGGGAGGUGGCACAUGGCAGCAGAGAAAACAUCCAGCCCUGUGACGGUGAAGGUGGCACAGAUCAAGCCGAGCUUCACAGUGACCCUGGAUGCUGUCCUGAACCCGCAGAUGACGGCUGAACCCACAGAGCUGGCAUGUCAUGUGACCAACAUAACCCAUUUACCACUGGGAGGCCGACUGGGUGUCACCUGGGAGUACACCACACUUCCUGGUAUCGGGGACGAUCCUCAGACCUCACAUCCCAUUGGCUCCUUGGACAGCCAUGGCAACCUGUUGCCAGGAGCAACGUAUUCUGAGCGGCUGAAGACAGGCGUGAUGUCUCUGUCCAGAGUCCAGCCCAACACUUUCAAACUGCGAUUUCUACGCACUCAGGAGAUCGACAUGGGCCAGUAUGUCUGCACUGUGUCUGCGUGGAGUGUGAACAGCCAGGGCGACGUGGUGAACACAGCUGAGUACCAGAGCUCGCCGCUGACUGUACGCUGGGAUACAAAACGUCCCACUCUGAACAUCGUCGCCAAACGCAUCCGUGAAGCUGCAGUGGGCGGGGCUACCUUUGAGAUGAGCUGCACCUUGUCCACUGAGAACCUUGGUGUGGCAGGUUACUCCGUGCUCAUCCAGUCACAGGAGAACCUUGAGAGUAACGUGAAAACCAUCAUGACACUGAGCCCGGACAGCGUCAUGCAGCACGGAGGAGCCACAGACCCCAACAGGAGAGACAGUCUGGUUCUGACAAAGUUCGGUCCGGCAGAGUUUCGGUUUCGCCUGUCAGGCGUCCAGCUGUCUGACAGAGGUUUCUACUGGUGUGACAUCACGGCGUGGACCAAACAGCAGCCAGGACAAGCCUGGACCAGAGCCACCAGGGCUGAGUCCAACAAAGUCAAGAUCGACUUUCAGGAAAAUGGCCCGUCCUUCUCCGUCGCCAUCCAAUCAGACACCACCAGUGUGUAUCCGUGGGAAACCGCCAAGAUGGAGUGCUCGCUCAGGGUCUCCGGAUCCUCCCCGAAGACUGGCACAAACACAGAUGACCUGGCGUACGAGGUGCGUUGGUUUUUCACCAGGCUCCGCGGAGGAGAGACAACGACCCAGGUGGCCAGCGUGGACCGCUUCGGCGUUGUGAGGAAAGACACACGCAACUCGUCCAGUGACGUUUCGAUAGAGCGGAAAGACACACACACAUACAUGCUGAACAUUCAUGGCACUCAAGACAGUGACAGCGGUGAGUAUCAUUGCAUCGCCACUCCCUGGUACCUGUCAGCCUCAACGGGAGCCUGGACUCAAGCUGCAGAGCUGACGUCAUCCCGAGUCUUCCUUACAGUCAAAUUUGCAGUGUGGGAGUCCCUAAAGUUGCCCCUCUUAUACGGAGUAGCAGCCUCAAUAGGUGUGGGCCUCUUCUCUCUGGUCCUGGGUCUGGUUUGCGCUCAGUGCUGCUGCCGCAACACCACACACACUCCACGCUCACGCAACAAACUGAUGGACCUGGAGAUGGACUGACAAACACUUUCCCCCGCACCCACACACUGCAGCGCUCACAGGAAACACCACCAUACACACAACAGACACACGCCCGUAGACGAUUUCUGGGACACCCAGUUGUUUCCAUGCGACGGACGUUGGGAGUAAAAUGUAUCGCUUUGGAAACAGAAGCCUGACUUGUCUAUCACAGUGCUUCACGAGGUGCUCAGGGUUGCUCGGCUCUGCAGUGGAGGAGCAGGGGACUUUUAUAAGCACCAAUGAGACUUCUUUGAAGACCCAUUGAAAUCUGUGGCGCUUCCAGUGAAUUUUACAGAUAGAUUUGCUCCCCGUUAGUAUUACAAGAAGCUCUGAAGAGUUUAAUUUUUGAGGAACAUUUGGCCUCUGAGACAUCACUGCCACUUGGGAAUAAAGGACCACGAAACAGAUCUGCUGCCUCUGUAACCACUAGGGAUAACAUAUGGAGCGCUCAGGCUGGACUACUUUUUUUUUUUGUCUGACGCCAAGAUUCGAGUCUCACAGAGGAGUGGCACACCUCGCACCUUGAUGAAUUUGCUUUUUUGCGGAAGCGUGGAAAAUUCAAGGGGUGGUUGGUGUUGGAGAGACGAAAAUAUUGCUGUUUAGUCACAUGGGUAAAGUAAUUUUGUAUUUGCAGCGACUGUGGAUUUAGACAGCCUGAGCCUUAUUCCCGUCACGUUCGUACGGGCAGCAGAAGUCCUAGAAAGUGCUCUGCGUGCUUUCCACACGAGAGGUAUUGCACUACCACCCCAGAGUAUUCCUACCUUAACAAAAAGGACAAUAUUUACUUUUAUUCUCUAGUUUUUUGAAAAUUAAGAGAUUUUAAAAAUGAGAGACAUUUUUAAGCUUUACACAGAGAUAUGCAGUCAGUGUGUUUGUGUGUGAGAUAUACUGUACGUGGUGCCAAUAUUUGAACUGUCGGAGGUGUGCUUGGUUCAUAUCACCAGAUCAACACUUGAACAGCCACUCAAAGUGGCGACAGCAAGCACUCUGCUUUUCUAGAUAUUCCGAAAUGUAUCCUGCUGUUAUUUUGCCAGUCUCGUGUGUGUUGGUGUGAGUGCUGUGCUACAGUAUGUGAGACAAAGAGUUGCAUGUACUGUUUUAUAACAACAGACUGGUGAGCAACACAAGCCUUUCCUGGGUUACAUUUUGAUGACGUCAAGUCUUCUACAUCCAGAUUUUUCAAACUCGCUGUCACCAAUCGAGACUCUUGUGUGCAACAUGAGUCUGUGUCGGCUCUGGUGCAAGAAACUAUUCAUGUUUUGAUCAGGAAAAUCAUGCAUGUUUCUCAGUUUUGCUUUUUUAAAGGAAAAGUUAAAUAUUUUGGGAGCUACAUUCAUUUGCUUUCUUUCCACAAUUAGAGGAUGUAUAGCAAUCUCACCUCUGUGCAUUAAGUACAGAGCCUAGCCUAGUCAACCAUGCUCUGCCUCAGUGCACAGACACAAAUUUCAUGUCAAUCCUUUUCUAAAAAAGGAAGCCAAUAAGUUUAGUUCCCAAAAUGUUAAACCGAUCUUUUAAACAUCACGGGAGAUUAGUGAGUUUAAGGGGUAGGUGACACUUUUGUAAAUCCUCUUGAUGUCACUUUCGGUUUAGCUAGUCUAACAGUUCUUCAUGUUUUUAGUUUUAAAGGUCUAGUUUGUAGGAUUUAGUGGUGAGUUUGCAGAACUGAAACUUCUGUGUGCCAAGCUUUUAUGAGAGUUAUGAUGGCUGACGUGAAAACACAAAGGACCUGUCUAGAGCCAGUAUUUGGGUUGUCCAUUCUGGGCUAUUGUAGAACAAUGUUGCGGACUCCACCAUGGGAGAGGUCAUGCUUUGAACGUAGAUAUAAACAGGUUAUUCCAAGGUUACGAAAACAGGAUUUUCUUUUCUGGUGAUUCUAAACUCCUGAAAACAUAGUUCUGAAUAUUGUAUACCAUUUCUUCCAAUAGAUGCCCCUAAAUCCUACACACUGGACCUUUGAAUUUUGCUAGUAAACUAGAAACAUGAUCAGAAAACUUAAAAGUUUCAGAGAUUUUAAUUCUAAUAUUUGAUACAGCCCUUUCUAAAUAUUUUGAGAUAUUUUAUUUCUGCUCUUUCAGAAAAAAGUCUUACUUUGCACUUAAAAGCUAAAACUGAAAAUCAUAUCUGCAGAACAAAAAACAGCUGAUCAUGAAAUUUCAGCUGUCAGCGACACAUGUCAGCUGUGUUUUUAUAGCAAAUGAAUGAAUCCUAUCACGUUGACUGCUGUGUGAACGCACACUCACAGCUCCAGCAACAACACACAAAGUGAGGGAACUUGUGUCCAAACCCAGCAGGACCCAAACAGACCUGUUAGGUUUGUAAUAAGAUGCGCCAGGCUGUGUUUCCUCCUUCACUCACUGGGCUCGGACAACGCUUUGUUUGAUGUUUUUAAAUAAUUUUAAGAGGUAUUUUAAGCAACUAUCUGAAGUUUAUGAGCAAUAUCAGACUGUAGUCAGGUCUCUCAGCUCAAGUAGAGCUGUACUCGGGACAUAUUUUUCACCCUUAGUUUGAAAGAUUGGAUACUACAUAUUUAAACCAUGCAUCUGUCGCCUGCUCUGCUCUGACUUUGUGCACAACCGCCUCUAAUUUGGCCUGGCCAGGCAGCCUGUGCUGAACUUUAACAAUUAUUCAAUCAGAACACAAUCCAUAAUCCCAAAUCCAAUAAUAAUUGUCACUGAUGACACUCAAAGAGUUUAUUUCAAAGCUUCAGGAAACACCAGACAGACCUGUACACAUGUUGCCAUCAUGUUCCAAUUAUAUUUUUCUUCAGUUCAGGACACUGAGGGGUUAAACUGAAAACCACUUUUUAGAAAUGUUAAUACAAUAUGUGUGUUUUGGUGUGAUUGACGGUGACAGUUACUUCAAAAACUUCAGCACGUCUCCAUAAACCCUCUCCACAGGUGUGUGUGUGCCUCUCUGUGAUAGAGCUGUUGCAGUUUUCAAACUGGGUUUUACCACUAUCACACACACACACACACACACACACACACACACACACACACACACUCACACAGUCACAGUAUUGGAGCACACAGGUAAAUAAUUGGGCUCUGUGCCAAAUGCUCUUAACGGUAAACAACACACACACACGUAGCAUUGAUACACACCUCUCAACAUGUCACUGCAAGGUUUCCCCAGUGUCCUUUUAGUUUGUCAUUUUAUUGCAAUGAUGAAUCAUGAUGUUUUUUUUUAAAUAAAUAGAUUUGUAAGAUGUA
Molecule: messenger RNA, 6175 nt
Organism: Plectropomus leopardus (leopard coralgrouper)
Lineage: Eukaryota; Metazoa; Chordata; Actinopteri; Perciformes; Serranidae
Gene: ptgfrnb
Product: prostaglandin F2 receptor inhibitor b
Cellular component (GO): membrane
Source: RefSeq, a predicted model, not a curated record